CCCGGCAUCAUUCCUGCUGCUCGCGCAUCCUUCCCGCUGCCCCCGGCCAGUUCCCGGAGGCUGCUGCCCCUCGCUGACAGUCCCGGGAUCCCGGAGCUCCGCUCCGCCGGGCACGGCGCGGCUCCGCCCCGCUCGGGAGGCGGCCGAAGGUUGUUUUGGCCGCCCUUUGGAGCUGGGAGCGCUCCGAUCCCGCCGCCAUUGCUUCCUCGUCCUGAGCGUCCUUCCCAGGCAGGGCUGCAGCUCCCGCUGGAGGUGCCGGUGGCCGGGUUUUAGGGAGCGAUGACGACGGUGCGGAGAGAGGCGUUCGGGCGGAUGCCCCCGGAGCAAGGAGGCGGAGAGGUGGAGAAGUUCGUCUUACAGUCGGACAGCGUGAGAGUGGAGAUCCUGUCUUUUGGGUGCAUCAUCACGACUCUGGAGACAAAAGACAGGGAUGGGAAAUUUUCAGAUAUUGUCCUAGGAUUUGACACUUUAGAAGGUUACACGAGGAAGCACCCGUUCUUCGGUGCUGUCGUGGGCCGCGUUGCCAACAGGAUUGCGAACGGGAGGUUCAGCCUGGACGGGAAGGAGUAUCAGCUGUUCAUCAACAAUGGGCCCAACAGCCUGCAUGGAGGAGCCAAGGGAUUUGACAAGGUUCUCUGGAGCCCCCAGGUGCUCCCGAACGGCGUCCGCUUCUUCCGGCUCAGCCCCGAUGGUGAGGAGGGCUACCCCGGUGACCUCAAAGUCUGGGUCACCUACACCCUCAGUGGCAGGGAGCUGGCCAUCAACUACCUGGCCCAGACCAACAAGACAACUCCCAUCAGCCUGACAAACCACGCGUACUUCAACCUGGCGGGGCAGGGCUCCAGGGAUGUCUAUGACCACGAGAUCUCCAUUGAAGCAGAUUCCUACCUGCCUGUGGACGACACCAAGAUCCCUACUGGGGAGGUGGCCGCCGUGCAGGGCACUGGAUUCGAUCUCCGGCAGCCUGUGGAGCUGGGCAAGCACUUGCAGAAGUUUCAUCUGGAUGGCUUCGACCACAACUUCUGCCUGCACCAGGGGCAGGACCGACGCCUCGUGGCCAGGGUUUUCCACCCGCCCAGCGGCAGGACCAUGGAGGUUCACACCACCCAGCCCGGCAUUCAGUUUUACACCGGGAACAACCUGGAUGGCUCCCUGAAGGGCAAAGGCGCUGCCACGUACCCCAAGCACUCGGCUUUCUGCCUGGAAACCCAGAACUGGCCCGAUGCUGUUAACAAGCCUCACUUCCCCAAGGUCCUGCUCCAUCCGGGUGAGGAAUACAACCACACCACGUGGCUCGUGUUCAACACUGCUUGAGGAGAAGGGCUGCUGACUCCCACAACUGAGAGGGGACUUGCACUUCGUUGAGGGCUUCCUGAUGGUGAACGACUGAAAGGAAAAGAAUCCACAAUUAACUUUUCAGUAGCUGUUGGGAAUCACAGGAAAUACAGGAAAAAGCAACAGGAAUACACCCAGACUCUGAUUCCCUUUAAGGACUCUUAAAAUAAAAUAGCCAGUCACUAUUGACAAAAGCAAACGAGUUGAUGAUCUGGAGAUAACACUUUUCUUCUUUACUGUUAUUUUUAAAAUGAGAUCACUGUAAGGCCAUCUAGAGGAUAUUACUUAUAGUUGCCUCCAAAGGAGCCAGAUAUUUCUUCACUGUUCUGAUACAGCAGCUUGUCAAAACCUAUCAUCAAGAUCACUCAGCAUUUAUGAGGACUUACUCAUGCCCUUGUGAUUGAUUGACACUAAAGCUGUAAAAAUGAACUAUUAAAGAAUUCUAAUUAGGGAAAAAAUGCUGCUGAUUCUGUCACCACAUAUUCUACACAUUACUCUGUGCAACACAGAGAGAGAAAACUAUUUACUGACUUACUGGAAAAGAAAAAGAUAAUCUAACAGCAGUGAACGUAACAGGCUUGAUUUUCCAUUUCCAUUCCUGCUGUGCCAGGUUACUCCCCUCUACCUUCCCCCCAAUGUCAAUGUAGCUUUUAAUGAGACUGAAAGCUGAUUUCCUCCAUUUAUUCAGUGCUUGAAGCUCACCAGUCUCUGUGAAAUAAAACUGUCAGUGAACCAAAAGGGGAGCAAAAGCAAGACACUGCUACAAAACCCUGAGAAUUUAUCACCACAUAUACGUAUUACCAUAUAGAAAGCCACAACCACAGCAUCAUUGCUGUGAAAGAGAUCUCAGAAAAAUACCUUUCCAGUAUUUUCCUACAAGCAGCAGUCAAACUCCUCAGCAGAGACCAGUGCAGAUACUAAAAUGCCAGCUCUACAGGGUCUAUGCUAUUAGU
This is a messenger RNA of Ficedula albicollis (Collared flycatcher), 2288 nucleotides long. RefSeq names its product galactose mutarotase (aldose 1-epimerase) (gene GALM). The record is from RefSeq and is a predicted model, not a curated record. Bases 280 to 1314 code for a protein of 344 amino acids. The transcript has 8 exons. Gene Ontology annotation, molecular function: aldose 1-epimerase activity; carbohydrate binding. NCBI's taxonomy places the organism in Eukaryota, Metazoa, Chordata, Aves, Passeriformes, Muscicapidae. Gene Ontology annotation, biological process: beta-D-galactose catabolic process via UDP-galactose, Leloir pathway; glucose metabolic process.